Esox lucius (northern pike) is the source of this 4709-nucleotide messenger RNA. RefSeq names its product family with sequence similarity 184 member B (gene fam184b). The coding region runs from base 444 to 4223 and encodes 1259 amino acids. The record is from RefSeq and is a predicted model, not a curated record. NCBI's taxonomy places the organism in Eukaryota, Metazoa, Chordata, Actinopteri, Esociformes, Esocidae. The transcript has 19 exons.
CUCCGGUAAUGUUCGCUAGGCUCACGCCCUCUCCGCAUCUGCCACAAGAGAGACAGGUGGUACGGACACAUGCCUUCAUCCUAGUUAACCUCUCCUGGUUAAGAGAAUAAAUAAAUCGGUUGACAGGCAGUGGUGGGACUGCUGUCGCCAGGAGCGCGCGUCCCCGAUGGAAUUGGAGCCUGUGACCUCCGCGCGGCAAGCACCAGGCAGAGAGAAGGGUGAGAACUACUUGGAUAGAGAACCGCACCGAUUUACGUUUACGUUUUUCACCAUGAUUCUCGGGCGGGCUGCUUUUCCUGCACAUCGGAGGGGAUUCUUACUAUUUACCAAGAAAGAGAGGACAACGAAUCUCUGAGAAAAACAGAGAGAAUUCCCUGUAAUUUUGUUGUUGUUAUUCGGUUGGAUCCUAAUAGCUGGUCGAAGUUGCCCCCGUGAGGAUUGUGAUGGCUUCGGGUGCCGGUAAAACACCUCAGCCCGCCGGGCCAGGCUCCAUUAGCCUUAACGGGGCUGCGGCUGACUUACCGAACAUAGAGCAGGAACUGUAUGAUUACCAGAUGCACAGCAAGAUGUGCAAGAAGAUAGCCCAGCUAACUAAGGUGAUCUAUUCUCUGAACACUAAGAAUGAAGAGCAGGAGGCAGCCCUUCAGGCCAUAGGCCACGCCCAUCAGGAAGAGCUGAGGCGUGUUGCUGUGGUGACGUCCCCAGAAGGGGAGGAGUCUGUGCUCAGGACACACUUCAUAGAGCUGCAAGAAAGUCUAGCGCAGGUUCAGGCAGACUUUGAAAGUUACCGUGGCCAGGCUGAGGAGAGGGAUCGUGGGGUUGAGGCAGACCUGAGGAGGGGGUAUGAGGAGAAGAUCCAGGCCCUGGAGCUGAAGAGACAGGAGGCCCAGGCGCAGCUCAUCGUGGCCCAGGACGAGAGCCUCCAGCUGAGGGGAGAACUGGAGAGGGCUAUGGAGGCUGCACGGAACCUGGAGCUCCAAUGUGAAGAGCUACGGAGUAAAGGAGAAGAAGAGGGGAAGAAGGAAGAGGAGAUGGAGAGGAUGCAAGUGCUCUCAGAGGAGGUGAAAACCCUGAGGGAGGAAAAGGAAGAGAGGGAAGGAGCCAUGAAAGAGGAGAGAGAGAAGUGGGAAAGGAGGCUGAAAGAGGUGAGGGAAGAAAAGGAUGAUUUGAGGAGGAGCAUGGAGCUGGCACGCAGGCAGGAGCGACAGCAGUGGGAGGAGAGAGAGGAGGAGGAGAGAAGAGGACUCAGCACGGUGUUGAGAGAGAGAGUGAGGAAGGCGGAGGGAGAGGUGGAGGGAAGUCUUCAGAGACUCAACGACAGCAAGAGACACGCUGCUAAACUACAGGAAAGAAUACAGGAUCUGGAGGAGGAGUUAGAGUCAGGGAGGAGGCGUGUCUUGGAGGCAGAAGGUGGGGCCAAGAGGGCAUGGGAGGAGUUAGCCGUUGCCAAAGAAAGACUCCUGUUGCAGGAGGACGAGCUGCAGACCAAAUCAGAGGAACUACUGAGUCGUGGUGUGUGUGAGGGGUGUGUGUGUGUGAAUGUGGAGGAGUUGAAAAGUCAGGUGAGCAAACUACAGAGCAGGAACAGGGAGCUGGAAUUACAGAGCAGCGGGAGACACAAUGACCAUGUCCGUCAGAUACGACAGCAUGCGGAGGCACUGGCCAGCCUGCGUUCUGAAAUGGUGAGGGCCCAAUCUGAGGAGCUCCACAGAGAACGCAAACAUGCAGAGCAGGAGAGGGAACGCAUGCAGAAAGAAAUGGAGGUGGAGAGAGAUAGACUACAGAAAGAAAUGGAGGUGGAGAAGGAGCGACUAGUGAAGGAGAAGAAGGAAGUGAGUGAACGCCUGCAAAAAUCAUGGGAGGGAAUGAAAGAGGGAUUACUGAAAGAAAGACAGGAAGACAUGGAACGAGUGCAGAAGGAGAUGGAGGAGGAGAGGGGACGAGUGCUGAAGGAGAUGGAGGAGGAGAGGGGACGAGUGCAGAAGGAAAUGGAGGAGACGGAGAGUCUAAAGCAGCGAAUGGAGGACGAGAGGACGAGAGGGCUAGAGCAGGUGGAGGAGGAAAAGAAGAGAUUGGCAGAGCAGGCAGAGGAGGAAAAGAAAAGACUGAAGGACCAGGUGAAGAGAGCGAUAGAGGAGGUGAUGAGGAGACAUGCAGCUGAGCUCCAUAACGCCCAGGAAGCUCUCAAAAGGACCCAGGAGCAGGUCUGUGGGCGUGUUCAGGAGGACAGGAGAAACAGUGAGGAGAUGGUUCGGAGGCUGGAGAUGGAGAGGGAGGAGCUUAGAGACAAGCUUCAGCAUGCCACCAAUCAGAUCUGGCGUUUGGAGUGUGUAAUACAGCAGAGACAGGAAGACGUGACCUCUGAAACUCCUCCCCCCUGUGGAAUCCACUGUUCCCGCCUUAAAGAGGAACUACAACACACACAGGAAGAGAUGCAGAGACAGGGAGACAGAUUCCAGAGAGAGAUUUCAGCCAUAACCACAGACAGACAGAGACUGGAGGAGAGGGUCCUAGCGCUCAGCCAACAGAAUCAUCAGAACACUGACAGGAAUGUUCUAGAUCACAACCGAGAGAACGCUGAGGCCAGAAUCCAGGCAGAGUGUGAGGAGCGUCUGAGAGCAGAGUUUAAGGUGGAGCUUGAUACUGCUGUUGCCACAAGCAACCAGAGAGAACAGGAGCUGCAGACGCAACUAGUCGAUCUGCGAUCACAGGUGGAAAGGAAGGCGGGACCAGUGGAAGGUCACCAUGGUGACAGUGAGAUUGACAGGCUGCGGAGGGAGGUGCAGGAGACCAGAGAGAUGAACCACAGGCUGAGAGAGCAACUGAAGGAGGAACCUCGUUUACACUUGAAAGAGGAGCGACACACAGUGGCUCUGCAAGCUAUGGAGAGGCGAGCUCAGGAGGAACUUCAGACCGAGAGGAACAGAUUACACACACUACACCAGUUACAGCUAGAUAAGCAGCGCGCAGAGCUGAGUCAGCAGCAUACGGAGUGGAGCCGCCAGCUGACCCAGAGACACAUGAAACAGAUUGAAGACCUCCAGGCAGAGCUAAACACACACACACAGAUGAUGGCCUUACACCAGGACCUAAAGCAGCAGAACCAGUUGCAGGUAUUUCAGCGCCAGCUGGACGAGAGUCGCUGUGCUGUCCAGGAACUGCAGAGGGAGAACAACGCAUUGAAGGAACAGCUAAGGUCUGAGGAGGUGGAGGGAAGAGAAGAGGAGAGAGAGGAGGCCCAGCGACUGAGACUUGAGAUCGAGAGGCUGAGAGGAGAGACAGAGACUGCGGAGGAGGCUCACAAACAAAGGGAGGAACGGAGACUAGAGGUGGAGGAGGAGAGGAGGAGGGAGGAAGAGAAGAGAAGACAGGAGGAGGAGGAGAAGAGGAGAGAGGAGGUGGAGGAGGUGAAGAGAGAUCACAGGAGAGAACUGCAGACUCUGGUGUGUGACUACAGCAGCGCUCAGACUGAGCUGCAGGCCCGCAUCGUGGCUCUGGAGACGGAGCUUCGUGAGCGGGAGGAGAGAUGCAGAAAGAGAGAGGUGUCUCUGUGUGAUGACCUCCAGAUCGGAAGACUGCUAGAGAGACUGACGGAGAGAGACCAGCUCAUCAAACGCCUGCUGGACGAACGACAUCAGCAGCAGCUUCAUCCUCCGGUUGCCGGAGACAACGGAACGUUCAGGCUCCAUGACAACAACAGGCAGCACCCAGGGAACACCACACCAACCAUGAGGAGGAAGCAUCUUGAGGAGUCUCCACCACGAGUCACCAGUACUCCAAACCUCCUCCCACACGAUAGCCCUUCCUCCUGCCAUCCCCAACAUCCCUGCGCCUCCUCCGCUCUGCCCUACGCCUCCUCCUCCCUCCCACGUUCUUCCCCCUCCCUUCCUCGCACCCCCAGGUCACCUAGUAUGGAGCACAGCGGACGCAGCCCUCCCUCUCGUAUCCUCACUCCACUGCCUCCUGCUCCUCCCAGCCCUCCCUCUCGUAUCCUCACCCCACUACCUCCAGCGCCAACAACCCCCCUCCCCCUCUGUCCCUCCCCAAACCCUGAACCGAGACAUGGGAUACGCCAGGUCACCUCAACAUUGCAGGAACUCCGCCCUAAACUGCACAGCCAGCCAUCCAGGAGCCCACAUUUGGAGCCGAGGGGGACUGGCCAGGGAGCAGAGGGGCGGGACUCCCAGAGGCAGGAGUGGUACACCAAGUACUUCUCUUUCUAAACACACACACAUACACACCUCUCAUGCUUACACAUAAACCCCCUAUUGCCUCGUUUAUACAGUGUCAUCUUGAGCACGCACACACACCACCAGCAAAGCCCACCCCGCCAACAUCGCCUCUAAAAUAAACCAAAAAGUGCUUCUCAUACACAGACACACACUAUCAGCACACACUAAUGAUCAGCCCUCACACACACAUUAUCAGCACACACUAUCAGCACACACUAAUGAUAAGCCCUCACACACACUAUCAGCACACACUAAUGAUAAGCCCUCACACACACUAUCAGCACACACUAAUGAUCAGCCCUCACACUCACACUGUCAGCUGAACACUAAUGAUCAGCCCUCACACACACACUGUCAGCUGAACACUGCACACACCACUGAUCACAUUCAUACUUCACUGACAGACCAAACAACGCUUGUUUAAUGCAAACUAACUGUAUGUAAUAUAAUCAAUACUUUGGAAUAAAGUUCAUUUUA